AGUUUUGUUUUGUUUUGAAACCCUCACCCAAAAACCUCACUACCCCGCUCUCACCAUUUUCCCGCCUCUCUCUUCCUCCUUAAAUAAAAUCCCUAUUUCCCCAUAAAAAUCUCCCUCUCUCUCUCUAUCUCUCUCUAUCUCUCUCUCUCUAGAGUUUCCAAUCUCUCUCCUCUCCAUCGCCAUGAAGCAACGAACCAGACCUACCUUACCUAACCACUUCCACAAAUUCCUCAAACCAGGAGCACUCGCUCGAAUCCGUGACUCCAAAAUCACUGCCAGAUCUCACCGUCUCAACUCCCUCUCUCAGAUCUCAAUCUACCGUCCACCUUCCUCACCGCCGCCGCCGAUUUCCACCGAUCAGCCUCAAGCUAAUGCUUCCGAUGGCUUUCCUUUCUUCUCUUCCGGGAUCUACGGUCCUCGUUGUCCGCAGAGGAAGAAACUAUUCGCUGCUAAGUCAGUUUUCUUUGUUCCUGGUAGUCCUGCCGCUGACUCGGUGGAUCUUGUCGCUGACUCUUUUGGUGGCGGCGAUAUCAUCGCUGCUAAUUAAUUUCUCUUUGUUCAAAUAUGGAGAGUUUAGAUUUUUAGAUUUGUAGAUUUAGCGUGGUUUCGGUUUUUUGGUUCAAUUAUGUGCAAAAAUUACUCUCAUAGAAUAUGAAUUAAUAAAGUGCAAUCAAUUUUUCA
This is a messenger RNA of Lathyrus oleraceus (garden pea), 681 nucleotides long. RefSeq lists its product as uncharacterized. The coding region runs from base 182 to 547 and encodes 121 amino acids. The transcript has a single exon. NCBI's taxonomy places the organism in Eukaryota, Viridiplantae, Streptophyta, Magnoliopsida, Fabales, Fabaceae. The record is from RefSeq and is a predicted model, not a curated record.